This is a messenger RNA of Zea mays, 997 nucleotides long. RefSeq lists its product as uncharacterized. Lineage: Eukaryota; Viridiplantae; Streptophyta; Magnoliopsida; Poales; Poaceae. The record is from RefSeq and is a predicted model, not a curated record. The transcript has a single exon. Bases 313 to 960 code for a protein of 215 amino acids.
CACCAUAAACAAACCCAAUCGGUGUUUGUAAGGACGAUGGCGAUUCCGAUUUGUGCAUCACUCCGAACAUCCGACGAGCGUUGACGACUUGCCUUCUUCUCCACGCAAAACAUGGGGUUCCUCGCCUCCACAAAAUAAAAUAAAACAAAACAGCACAUAUACACAAUUUAAUCACCGGAGAACAAUGCCGAUGUGGAAUCAAACAAAGAUCAUCGUCGUCUCACCGGGGUGAACGGCGUCGAUGUUGGGGCUGCGCAGAUCCGGCGAAGUGAGACGCGUAGACGGUCGAACUGCGCAGAUCAACGACACGACAUGGGCUGUCUCAAACACCAUCGCGACGGCGCGGGUUGGGACUGCGCAGGUCGAACGAAGCACGCGAUGCGGAGGGGAUCGGGGCUGCUGUUUUGUGGAGGAAAAGAGGAGGUUGGUGUUGCUGCACAAGGGGAAAAAAGAGGGGGGGCGAGCAGAGCUGCUGCUCGGCCAUGGGAGAGAGGGGGCGCUGGGGGAGGGGUGGAGCAGCGGCGCUGCGCAGGAAGGGGCGCCGAGCAUAGGGAACUUCAGGCGCCCAAGCUGUUGGCCGAGCAGAGGUCCGGCCAUGGCUGCCUCUACCCCUGCGCAAGGGAGACCAGGGAUGGACGCCAUGUGCAGGAGCUCGGCUGCAGGGGGGACGCGCCCAUGGGGAAGAGGAGGAGCUGCAGCUCGCCUACACCCUUGGAGCCGAGGAGAGGAAGGGCGCCAUGGGGGGCUCUGUGUCCUGCUGCAAGCGCCAUGGGAGAGGCUUGCUGCCGUGGAGGUUGUCGGCUGGAGCAGAGGGGCGAGAGGAACUCGUCUGCGCCAAGGAAGGGAGCAGGGAGCGCCAGGGUUGGGUGCUCGGCUGCUCAAGCCUCGUCGGUGCCAUGGGAGGAAGGGAAGGAAGCUCCCUGCGCGUUGGGGAAGAAGGCGUGGGGGAGAAAAGGCUGAUGGCGGCUGGAAAAACAAUAGGGGUGGGAAUGCAAAA